Camelus dromedarius (Arabian camel) is the source of this 5443-nucleotide messenger RNA. It is a transcript of the gene CCDC126, whose product is annotated as coiled-coil domain containing 126. The transcript is spliced from 5 exons. Gene Ontology annotation, cellular component: membrane. Bases 3386 to 3808 code for a protein of 140 amino acids. Lineage: Eukaryota; Metazoa; Chordata; Mammalia; Artiodactyla; Camelidae. The record is from RefSeq and is a predicted model, not a curated record.
CAUUAUUUUUACAGGAUAAUCAGAUUAAAUUUAAUUCUAAUUUAUGACAUCUUUCCUAGUUUUCACAACUUUCUGUGAUUACAUUCUUGGUUGGAUUUUUCAACCUCAGUGCACCCAUAGAAUUUUAUCACUGGCAAUUGGACCUACUUUGAUGUGGAGCUAAAAUCUUAAGAGCUGCAGGAAUAGCAACAUUUGUUCAUUUAUUGUCCUUCAUUAGGCAAUGGUGACAUCAAAGAGAGCAACUUCAGAAGCAGAGAUACACCCUUGGAAAAAACAAAGAAACUUCCCUUCAUCUUUGAACACCUUGAUAGGACUGACCUUGAUCUGUCAGCUGCCAAAGUGAUAAUUAGUUCCUGUUGCCUGUAAUCGAGAAAUCCUACUGACCCCUUCAAUCAAGAUGACUUCAGGCAAGACAAAUUUAUUACAGGGAUACAGAAGUGUCUCAUGAAACUCAUUUCAGAUAGGCCUUCCCUGACCACCCUGUAUACAAUAGUUCCCGCCCCCCUCAUCCUCUUAUCUUGCUUUACUUUUCCUCAUUGCAUUUAUCAUAUCCAGACAUAGCACCCAUUUGCUUGUUGCCGUCACUGGACUGUCUCUCCACAAGAGCAGGGACUUUGAUGGCUCGCUGCUAUUUCCCCAGUAUGGCACAUUACUGAAUGGAUACUUAAAUACACGAAUACAAGAUGCUCAUAAGGGACUGGGAUUGAAAAUUAGAAAACCAUCAGGGCCUGGGCAGUUUCUCUCCCAGGGGUCAGUCUCUAGGGCUAUAUGUUUGUGCAUAUCUUCCUUUCUCUUCCCAUCUGCUUUUUUGCUUCUCUCUACAGGCUAAAAUGGAAGAAGGGAGGGAUACAGAGAAACAAGAUGCCUAAACCAGAGGUUUCUAAACCCAAUGCCUCAUUAGAAUCGUCAUUUUAAAAACAUUGAUUCCUGGGUCUCAUGAAAGACCCCCUGUAUCAAAAUUUCUGCAGUGGGGGUCUGAGAAUCUAUUGUUUUAAAAUCCAUGUUUAGCCAGCCAGUCACUGAAUUGUAGAUGGGUCUCUGAGAACCUCUGUUUUAAACAAAUCAAGCUUUCCCCAAAAUGUUGUUUAGAGUUGACAUCUUCAACAAAUGUUCACUGAGAACACCUAAUAUUAGCCAGGCAUAGGUGUAGGUGCUAAGAGACUAGGAAAGAAAACUAAAGUCUUUGACAUUGUUGUGGUUGAUCCCAUACACAGGAAAAGGGAGGGAAAUGCAUUCUGUUUUUUUUUUUUAAUUGAAGUAUAGUCAGUUUAUAAUAUCGUGUUAGUUUUCGGUGUACAGCAUAGUGAUUCAGAUAUACACAUGUGUACUCCUUUUCAUGUUCUUUUUCAUUACAGGCUAUUACAAGGUAUUGAAUAUAGUUUCCUGUACUAUACAGUAGGACCUUGUUGUUUCCUUCUUUUUUUUAUUCAUUCCGUUUCAUUAUCCAGAAAACAGGCUGGUAGGUACUAUUAUUAUAAGGGUAGAGUCCUAGAUGAGAUAUCGUAAGAUCUAAUUUCUGAAUUUUCUUUUUUUUGGGGGGGGUGCAAUAGGAGGUAAUUAGAUUUAUUUAUUAAUUUUUAAUGGAGAUAACUUGGGAUUGAACCCAGGACCUCAUGCAUGCUAAGCAUGUGUUCUACCACUUGAGCUAUACCUUCCCCCCUUAUAAGAUCUAACUUCUAAUCUUGUCUCUGCCACCUACAGGGUAUGUCUUCUUGGGCUUGUCAUGGCCUUAGUUUCCUCAGCUAAGAACUGAGAUAGUAUCUUCCCUGUGUACCUCUCAGAGAGUUACAACAAUUAGAUGAUAAUGCAAAAAUGCUUUGAGAAUUACACAAAAGUCAGCCACUAUGUUUUCCCCACAGAUCCUAUAGUUCCCAUACAUUAUUUAGAACACUUUGGUUAUGUGUUCCCAACCAUCACAGUGAGAACAAUAGCAUUCCAAAGUUAACAAUGUCCUUUUGUGAUUGAACUUCACUUCUCUACCACCUGGUUUGAGUUAAGCGCGUUAUAAACAUUAUACACCUUGAGUUUCUAUAACACAUAUUACUGAUAUCAUAUCAUUGAGUAAUAUCUUCAUUGCUCUUUAAUUACUUACCGUGUUAACUUGUUUUUCCAACCCCUGCUCAUAAAAUCAUCAGUCACAGGCCUGUUUUGUGUUUGCCAUGUGUUCUCCAAGGCACUGGGUACAAAGGUGGGCCGUUGGGGCUCCAAAAAUACCUGUCUAUGGAAUGACUGAAUAGAUAAGGUUAUUUGUAUGAUAACAGUGCAUGCCCUAUUCUCAUCAGCCAUAGGAGCAGGGAGGCAGGGAAGGAGGAGAGACUGUGGUUAAUGCCUGCAUUAAAGUCUUUUUCUUCAUUCCCUCCCUCUCAAUUCUUGUGGAAUCUCAGAUGGCUGACAGGAUGUGGGUGGGAAUAGAUGGAUCUGACAGGGACUAGAGUUUCAAGGCUGCAUCUAUCUGUUCUAUCUGUUCUGCUAAAGGAUUGAUCUGAGUAGUGUACAAUGGGGAAUGUAAGGGAGUGUAUUGGAAUGUGUGAAUUUUAUAGCACAUGAUAAAGUGGAACUUUACAACAGACAAAGCUCUUGGGAUUGUAAGAAUUAAAAUACAAUAAUGGUGCGUAAUACUUAGACCAAAAUAUGAAUACAGUUCUGCACUAUGUAACAUCUUUUCUCUAAAUUUGCAGUGUUGGACAUCUUGAUUGACAAGAUCUCAUAAUCUAUUUGAGAAAGACGUAUAAUUGCUGGUUCCCAGUUGGACGGUGUGAAGUGAGACGCCCACACUCCUUUCAGCACCUGCAGAGAAUUAAGGCAGAGUGUGUCUCGCGUAAGCUCCUCUUCCAGUUCCCGAAGAAGGAGCGAGCCGCCCCCUCUGGUUGUCAUGCAACGGCGUUGUCCUGACCCGGAGUAGAUGCCGGCGGACUAGAAACACGUGCCGCCUCUUCCGCGUUCCAGGACUACAUCCCCCACAAUGCCGCGCGCCGCGGGCGGCAGGACUCCGAAGUGGGGGAAGGGCUCGGCCAGGAGGCGGAGCGGAAGCAGAGUGCGAGGGAAGAGUAGAAUCUCCACAAUCUGGGAACCAACCUUGUCCCUGAUUCUCGGCCCCGGCCUUUCUCCAUCCGCACCUGGAGGCUGCUUCGCGAGCGCGGGACGCAGCUGACGCCCGCUAAUCGGCUUUCGCUGCGCCGCCCUGGCUCGGGAGCCCGUUGGCGUCGGCGACGGCGACGAGAAGCCCACAGGCAAGAGUUGUUUGAGAGUUGGAGGCAACCUUGCUGAAGAUGAAGAAUAUACAGUAUUAGAGGAGAUUUUUUCUUUUUUCUUUCAACAAUCUUGAUUAUUUGGUGGCUUGCCUCUAGUUACCAUUUUUCAGUUGAGUCUGUUUGCUUCAUCAGAAAUGAUUUUUACAAUCUCAAGAAAAAAUAUGUCCCAGAAAUUGAGUUUACUGUUGCUUAUAUUUGGACUCAUUUGGGGAUUGAUGUUACUGCACUAUACUUUUCAACAACCAAGACAUCAAAGCAGUGUCAAGUUACGUGAACAAAUACUAGAUUUAAGCAAAAGAUAUGUUAAAGCUCUAGCAGAGGAAAAUAAGAACACAGUGGAUGUCGAGAAUGGCGCUUCUAUGGCAGGAUAUGCGGAUCUAAAAAGAACCAUUGCUGUCCUUUUGGAUGACAUUUUACAACGUUUGGUAAAGCUGGAGAACAAAGUUGACUAUAUUGUUGUGAAUGGCUCAGCAACCAACACUACCAAUGGUACCAGUGGGAACCUUGUGCCAGUAACCACAAAUAAAAGGAUAAAUGCAUCAGGCAGCAUUAGAUAGCAGUCGAGGAUCACCCUGUGCUGCUCCAUUCACCAUGGAUUACAUCCUAUGGCAGAAAAGCUUUUAAAUCGCUGGCUAGGAUAGAGUAAUACUUCACAACGAAAGCUCUACGCAUUUUCAAGGAAUAUGCUGGAUUCAUGGAACUCUAAUUCUGUAUAUACAUUUUUAAAGUUACUAGUUUGCUUUCAGGCACAUUUCUUCAAUGCUCUACUGUAUCCUUAAAGGGAAUUUGAUUAACAUGGUUGAUGAAGUAAGCAGGUAGGUGACCUUUGUGUAAAUCUUUGUGUUUGAGAUCAAGUUGAAACAAAAACACUGAAAGACAUGGAUUCACUUCUAUAAAAUAAAAUAUUUAUUUAAAUAUAUAACAUGUUUUUCAGAAAGUGAACAAUAUCAUUGAAUCAUUGUCACUUGUUCUCAGUAGAUGUAACUGUUGGACUAAUACUGUUAGAAAAUGUGAUUUCCCAUACUGUAUUUUGUUACCAGAUUACGAGCAGAGAGAAAAGAAGUAUAAUGUUGAAAAUAAUGUUUUGAAGUCAUGACCCAAAGAAUGUCUUCAUUUUGCACUAUCCCUUCAGAAUAACUGGAGGUUAAUUAUUGUAUAUUUAAAAAAUUACAUUUGUAAGAGUAGAAUCUUGAAAUGGGUAGUAGCCACUGUCCGUAACCUAUUCUAAACAUUGGAACAAUUAAAUAACACUAAAGUAGUAACCUUUAAUCUCACCAUGUAACAUUUUCUUAUAUACUUAUAUUCUGAAGAGUAAAAGAUAUUUUUGUGAUAAGAUUAAAAAUAACUAUUCAUGAUUUUUCACAUACAUGAAUGUUAAUUUGAAAGUGUAACCCUUUGAGUGAUUUUGCUGUCAAGAAAGCACAUUAUUUCCAUAUUUGGGUAAUUUUUGCUUUUUUUUUUUUUUUUUUUGGCAAGGGAGGGGGAAACAUAUCUGUGAGACUGGGACUCUUAGGGACUUUAUCCAAAUGUAUAUAAUAAAGGUAUUUGUGUUGCAUUAAAUUGCUUGGAAAAUGUUAACAUUAGAGUAUGUAGAGUAUCUGCUUUAUGAAAUUUUGGAUUUGUAUAACAUAUAUACUAGAUAUUCAUUUUAUAUAAUGACCACUUAAAAAUAAUUAAGAACGUUUAAAAUAUAAUUUAAAUUAUAAAGAUGGACUAUCUUUUCAGGAAGACAGCUAUUGUAUAUAGCACAAGAGAUCCUAACUUGGGGUAAUUCUAGUAUAGAGCGAAGUCCACCCUUAUUUAAAUUUCCCUUGUAGCAAGUUUAAUUGCCAUAUGGUGCCCUAUAUUUCAUAGUAUUUAUUCUCUAUAAUAACUGCUGAAGUGCAGCUAGCUUCUAGAUUUAAACUGUAUUGAAUUUAAUUUUGGAUAUUGUGUUGUUCAUUAUUACAAUAUGCUACCACAUGUAGUAGCAAUAAUUAUAAUGUUUUAUUAAAAUAAAUAUGAGAAAAUACUGUUUCAUGAAAGGUAGCUUUCCAAACUUUUCCCUGUACCCUACCUUUAUGUGAAGAAAUUAUUUACAUUUCCAGGUGAAGUUUGGAAUAAUUGUUUGGUCUCUCUUAUUAGAUGUGGACAUUUUUAUUUUUUGUUUUUGUUUUCAGGGAUGAAAUAAAAUGUAUUAUUUGUACUUUAAA